Trichophyton benhamiae CBS 112371 is the source of this 1065-nucleotide messenger RNA. RefSeq lists its product as uncharacterized. NCBI's taxonomy places the organism in Eukaryota, Fungi, Ascomycota, Eurotiomycetes, Onygenales, Arthrodermataceae. Gene Ontology annotation, cellular component: endomembrane system. The record is from RefSeq and is a predicted model, not a curated record. The transcript is spliced from 2 exons. The coding region runs from base 1 to 1065 and encodes 354 amino acids. Gene Ontology annotation, biological process: intracellular protein transport. Gene Ontology annotation, molecular function: GTPase activity; GTP binding.
AUGAGCAACAGCCUGGAAGCCAAGAUCGUUGUCCUCGGGGCCCAGGGAGUCGGGAAGACCAGCCUGGUGCAGCGCUACGUCCGCAACUCGUUCAGCUCGACGGCGCCCGCGUCGACCGUCGGGGCCUCGUUCGUCACCAAGCGGGUGCUCGACUCGACCUCGGACACCAUUGUGCGGCUGCAGAUAUGGGACACCGCCGGCCAGGAGCGCUUCCGCAGCAUCUCGCGCCUCUACUACCGCGGCGCCCACGCGGGGCUGCUCUGCUACGACAUCACCGACGAGCGCUCCUUUGACGAGAUGCGCGGCUGGCUGCUCGAGCUCAAGCAGAAUCUCGGCGGUGCUGCUGGCGGUGCUGCUGACGGUGAGGCCGCGGAUGGGCUGGUCAUCCACGUCGUCGGCACCAAGUCGGAUAUCGUGGCGGACGACCCGGCCCGUCGACGGGUGCCCUUUGAGCGUACCAUCGCCUACGUCGCCGAGCAGCUGUACCCGUCCCAGGCAUCGACGCCGCCCCCGAGCUCUGGCAUCGGCAGUGCCAACAACAAUAACAACAAUAACAAUAAUAUCUACAGCAAUAACUAUAGUGGGAGUAUGGCGCCAGACAGCAAGCGCAACAGUGGGUUCUGGGCCCAGGACAUCGGCUGGGACUGCUGCCACGAGAUCAGCAGCAAGGACGGCGAGGGCAUCGACGAGGUGUUUCGGGUCAUCACCCGCAAGCUGGUCGAGCAGCGCACCCGGAGAGAGCGGCAGGGCGAGGCGUCUGGGGGCAGUGCCGGUGCUGGUGCUGCCGGUGCUGGUGGUGCGCGAGCUGGUGCUGGUGCUCGUUCUGGCGCUGGUGGUGCUGGUACUGCUGGUGGUGCUGCUGCUGGCUCCUCUGCCAUCCACACGCCCGGCAGCAACGGGAGCAUCAGGGCCCGGUCGAGAGCCGGCCGCACCUCGGGAGACGCUGACAAGAGGCGCAGUUGGCUCAGUUUUCCGCCGGCCCUCAUAGGCGAUGCGGAAGACGAGGCCGAGCAGGAGGGCGGCGGCGGCCUCGACCUCACCGUCCAACGCAAGCGAUGCUGCUGA